Hyalella azteca is the source of this 2085-nucleotide messenger RNA. RefSeq lists its product as uncharacterized. The record is from RefSeq and is a predicted model, not a curated record. Gene Ontology annotation, cellular component: RNA polymerase II transcription regulator complex. NCBI's taxonomy places the organism in Eukaryota, Metazoa, Arthropoda, Malacostraca, Amphipoda, Hyalellidae. Gene Ontology annotation, molecular function: nuclear receptor activity; RNA polymerase II cis-regulatory region sequence-specific DNA binding. Gene Ontology annotation, biological process: regulation of transcription by RNA polymerase II; hormone-mediated signaling pathway; tissue development.
CCAAUCACGACAUGCCUGAUGUCGUCACUGUCGUUCCAACCAAUCACGAUAUGCCAGAUGACGUCACUGUCGUGCCAGCCAAUCACGAUUUGCCAGAUGACGUCACCGUCGUGCCAGCCAAUCAUGAUAUGCCUGAUGACGUCACUGUCCGGCCAGCCAAUCACGACAUGCCAGAUGAUGGCGACUGUUCAGAUACCGACAUGGAAGUCAAAUCUCUGGAUUUGACAGGGACCCCCGGUGGGGGCGGUGUGGGGGAGGAGCGCGCGCGCCCCAUGUCCUGGGAGGGCGCCCUGGCACACAACUCUCAGGAGGACGGGAUGAGAGAGCUGGAGGAGCCCAUGUCACCCAUGUCCCCCGACGCUCCCACCGCCAUACACCUCCCCCACGACCAGGUAUUUGUCACCACCGAGAACACCAACACCAUCAUCACAUCACCAACACAGCAGGCGGCCGUGGUUGCCAGCAGUGCCGCCCUGGUGCCGUUAGCGCUCCUGUCAACAGUUGCCGCUGCUGUCAACCUCUCGACAACAGCCGCUGUCAACAGCAGCUCUUCAGUCUCUGUUGCCACUGCUGUCAACGCAACGGCAACAGCACAACAACAACAGAGUCAACCGCCUGCCCUGUUGCCGUUGAACCAAGUUGCCACAACAACAGCAAACGAUGGUAACAACAGUAACAACAGCAACACGACUAUUCUACAACAGCACUUGCAGCAGCUGCAGUUUAUUGCCACCAACAACAGCAACAAUAACAGCAGCAGUGCAGCAGCGCUGUUGCUGUUACAGCAACAGCAGCAGCAGGAGGAGCCGCUGUCGCUGGUGCAGCGGCAGCACCUACAGCUGCAGCAGCAGCUGCAGACGCAGCAGAGUAUCCUGCAGCAGCAGCUGCAGCAGUCACAGCAGCUGCAGCAGCAGAUCCAGCAGUCCCAACUCCCCCACUCUACCCUGGACUCCCCCAUCCCCGCGCGGGGGAGCGACUCAGGGUGUGAGGUGCUCCCCGGCCCCUACACCCCCAACCAGAGCCCCCUCCUCCCCAGGUUUCACUCCCCCAAUCCCCUCUACUCUCCCACCGAGAGCCCGGGGAUCACACGACACCUGUCGGGGUUUGCCUCCCCCUAUAGCCACUCCCCCUCGACGGGGCUGAGCCGCAACAACAGCGACGCCUCCCAGUACGGGGGCUCCUACACCUCCUACUCCAGCGCCCCCUCCCCCAUCUCCCCCACCCCCCACUACUCCCCCCCGUCCCAGCAAAUCCACGACGUAGAGCAUCUGUGGCGGUGCAGCGAGAGCGAGCUGCGGGAGGCGGGGAGCGCCGCCCCCGCCGCCAGAGCGGCGAUGGCGGGGGGCGGUGGGGGGGCGGGGGGCGACGUACUCAAUGACCUCUGCCAGAUCGCGGACAACCGCCUCUACAAGAUCGUCAAGUGGUGCAAGAGCCUGCCACUCUUCCGCCACAUCGCGGUCAUAGUGCUGCUCAGCUCAGACGUGGCGGGCCUGAAGGACAAGGAGCGUGUACAGUACAGCCAGGAGCGUGUACUACACUCCCUGGAGGAGUACACGCGUACCAAUUACCCGCACCAGCCCGGCAAGUACGGCGAGAUACUCAUGCGGAUACCCGAGCUCCAGCGCACCUGUCAUACCAGCAAGGAGUUGCUGUCCAUGAAGAAAAAAGAAGGCGACGUGCCGAGCUUCAACUUCCUCUUCGAGCUGCUGCGGGGGGACCACUGACACCCACGGGGGGACCCGUGACACCUGCGGGGGUACCCGUGACUCCCGCGAGUUGACCCGUGACACCCGCGGGGUGGCCCGUGACACCCACGGGGUGACCCGUGACACCUGCGGGGUGGCCCGUGACACCCACGGGGACCGAAGCGACAUGUAGAGCCUCAUGUUUAUAUGUCAACAGCAGCAUCAAUAACAGCAGCUAUAAGAGUGGCAGGAGUGGCUCUACACUCAACCCUAACAAAAUUUGGGGACCAUCUGGGCUUCUGCCGAAGAGUCGCUACACUCGGCGUAAAGGCCAAGCAGACUCGGGUCUGACCUUAUGACCUUAUGAUGAGUUCGGGACUUCCUAGUCCCCGGUCACGCU